CACCUUUACCACCCGCCAUCAUGAAGUUCUCUCUUGCUCUCACCGCUGCCGCCCUCUUUGCUUCGGCAUCCGCUUUCACCAUCAAGUUCGACAACAAGUGCAGUUACGCUGUGUGGCCCGCUAUCGGCAAAGCUCCCAACGGUCAGCCUGACCCUUCGGUCGCCCACGGUGCCAAGCUCGCGGCUGGGAAAUCCAUCAGCUGGAGCGUCGCUGAUACUCAGAUUGGUAUCCGCGCAUGGGGCCGCACCGGCUGCGCUGACAACGGCACCGGCUGCAAGACCGGUGGCUGCAACGGCGGCAUGGUCUGCACCGACGGCGGCAUCACCGCCGGCGUCAUCCUCUCCGAGUACGGCUACGCCGACUUUGGCGCCCAGUACGGCGGCAAGCGCAUCUCCUGGGACCUGAGCCACGUCGACUCCUCGAUCAACCUCGCCACCGGCCUGCACGCGAGCGACGGCCAGAGCGUGCGCUGCGCGUCGGGCAACUGCCCUGCCAACCAGGCGUACAACAGCGCGACCGACUACGCUGCAGACCGCAACUCGCCGCUCGGUGCGACGUUCACGCACACGUUCUGCGCUUAGAGGGCUGGGGGUUUUCGCGGAGAGCUGUAACUUGUUUGUAUGGUGAUUAUCGUACCUGAGGUUUGCGGGUAGUUGGUUACACUGCAAGGUUCUUAAUGAGCAUGAAUGAAUCCAUUGGAUGAAAUCUAUGGGUAAC
Molecule: messenger RNA, 717 nt
Organism: Coniophora puteana RWD-64-598 SS2
Lineage: Eukaryota; Fungi; Basidiomycota; Agaricomycetes; Boletales; Coniophoraceae
Product: Osmotin thaumatin-like protein
Exons: 4
Coding region: 21-581 (186 amino acids)
Biological process (GO): defense response
Cellular component (GO): extracellular region
Source: RefSeq, a predicted model, not a curated record